Molecule: messenger RNA, 1354 nt
Organism: Hevea brasiliensis (rubber tree)
Lineage: Eukaryota; Viridiplantae; Streptophyta; Magnoliopsida; Malpighiales; Euphorbiaceae
Product: probable carboxylesterase 18
Exons: 1
Coding region: 54-1145 (363 amino acids)
Biological process (GO): pollen tube growth
Molecular function (GO): carboxylic ester hydrolase activity
Source: RefSeq, a predicted model, not a curated record
UCCUUGCUUCACAUUCCUGCAAAGCAUUUUAUAUAUAUAUACAAGAGAGCAAAAUGGCUGAAAACAACCAACAAUGGCCGGACCUCCCAUGGAAUGCUAAGCUCUUCUUAUUUUUUCUUUCCUUCGCCUUUAAUAUCAGCCGUCGUUCUGAUGGCACCGUCAACCGUUUUCUUAUGAGCUUCUUCGACCUUAGAACCUCUCCCUCCAAGAAACCAAUCAAUGGUGGUGUAAAAACCAGUGAUAUAGUAGUUGAGAAGAAAAAAAACCUCUGGUUCCGCCUUUAUAUCCCUACCACCGCCAACACAACCCCAUGUGCAGCUUCUAAUGGUGCUGGUUUGCCAGUUAUUUUCUUCUUCCAUGGUGGUGGCUUUUCCUACUUUGCACCCAAUUCAAAAUUUUACGACGACUUUUGCUAUCGACUUGCUGGUGAACUCUCUGCUUUUAUUAUCUCCGUCAACUAUCGACUAGCUCCAGAGCAUCGUUGUCCAACCCAAUACGAAGAUGGUUUUCAUGUUCUCAAAUUCAUUGACUGCACACAAAUUGAAGGUUUUUCAAGCCAAGCGAAUCUCAAACACUGUUUUCUCGCAGGAGAUAGUGCAGGAGGCAACUUGGCGCAUCAUGUGGCACUUAAAGCAAGUGAACAUGAAUUUUCUAGGAUAGAACUGAUUGGAAACAUAUUGAUCCAACCAUUUUUUGGAGGAGAAGAACGAACAGAAUCUGAGUUGAGGCUCACACGAGCUCCACUUAUUACGACGGAACUUACAGAUUGGAUGUGGAAGACAUUCUUGCCAAAGGGUGACAACCGAGACCAUCGGACGGUGAAUGUUUUCGGGCCCAAUUCGAUUGACAUUUCCAAAUUCAAGUUUCCGAAAACAAUUAUUUUCGUGGGAGGAUAUGAUCCUUUGCAAGAUUGGGAGAGAAGGUACUAUGAAGGGUUGAGGAAAUCCACAAAAGAAGUGUAUUUGGUGGAGUAUCCUAAUGCAAUGCACACAUUUUAUUUUUUUCCUGAGCUGCCUGAGUGCUCUUCAAUGCUAAAGGCAAUAAGAGAUUUUAUGCAGAAGCAAUCAAUAGGGUUGGCCACCGAUCCAGUUCCUGUCAACUUUCGUCGGUUUGAACUGAAACCAGACCAGAACGGUCUGAUUUGAACUAAUUCCAGUUUUAAGUCCGGUUUUAAAGUGGUUUUGGUUCCAGUUUUUUAUAAUUUCAAGUUAAACUCUAGUCAAACACGGUUUGAUCCAAUUCAGGUCUAAUUCUGGUUUGGUCCUGGUUGUUUACUUUUAAUUGUAAAACAAUGUUAGUAUUUGAAAUAUUAUUAGCUUUAAAAAACUAAAUAAAUGAAUAAUUUAUUUGUGAA